AUGCUACGCUUUAUUCGAUUGGCUAGCACGUCUACCACCAAGACUAGACCAGAACUACUGUCGAUCCUACCUUCAAAACGUACCAUUAAUCGAAUCCUUUUCGACAAUGACUCCCCCAUCACCUACUCGCGAAUGAUGCCCAUUUUAACAAACAUUUACAAUAAUUUAUCACAACCAUCCAAAAUUACCAUCCCCAAUACAGUUAAACCACUGGAUUUGAUGGUUUUUAGAAAACUCUUGACUAGUAUUCGAUCAGUAACCCAAUCAGUCAAUAAGAAUUUACUUGAUCUAGAGAAUGAGUUAGUGGAGCAAGCUGCUGAACGAGGUGAUUUGGAUGCAAUAACGAUGCUUGCGUUUGAAAAAGUGAGGGAAAAUGUUAGGGGGGAAUUGGUUGUUGAUAAAGCUGCCAAGGAAGAUUUAGCCCAUGCUAAUAAAUUGAUCACAGAGUUGACACAAUUGAAACAUCCUUUGGUGUUCAAAAUGGCGGGUGAUUUGGCGUUUGAGAAAAAAGUGUUUGCUACUGCUGUUGAUUAUUGGCAACAAUUUUUGGCAUUGGAAGAUGAUACUAUUGAAGCAGGUCAUGUUUAUUACAACUUGGGCUAUUAUUACUUUUCACAACCACCACCAGUACAAGACCUACCUUUGGCCAAGAAAUUUUUUCAAAAUUGUAUUGCAUUAACUGACUUGGAUUUGUAUUCAACUAAAGCCCAUUACUACUUGGGACAAUUGUACCUUGAUACCAACCCACGAGUCGCUAAAUAUUUUAUGGAAAUUAGUGCUCUGAAAUCUUUGUUGGAAAGUUUUGCCAGUUUGGGGUUUUUGGAAAUGAACAAGUUUAACAAUUAUGAAAUUGCUAUUGAAUGGUUUAAAUUGGGUGUAGAAGCCAAUCGGGAUUUGCUUUGUUUGAUUGGUCAGUUUGAUUGUUAUAUCAAAAUGAAGCAAUGGGCCGCGGCAGAUAAAGUGUUGCGGAAUUUAAAUGAGUUGCGUCGAAAAAUAAGUGAUGUCAAGAAAGGUGCUCUGAAGAAAGUGCCUGACUCAAUGAAGGAGAGUUUCCAAGUAAAUGAUUCGUUAUUGGCGUCAUUUUUCCAAGGUCGGAAACAAGAGUUUGAAUUGUUACAACAAAAUAUAUAA
Molecule: messenger RNA, 1131 nt
Organism: Lodderomyces parapsilosis
Lineage: Eukaryota; Fungi; Ascomycota; Pichiomycetes; Serinales; Debaryomycetaceae
Exons: 1
Coding region: 1-1131 (376 amino acids)
Molecular function (GO): protein binding
Source: RefSeq, a predicted model, not a curated record